AUGUUCUCCUGUCGUCGCGUCCUUCGUCUUCGACAAGUCCAUCUACCACAAAGAGGGUUGAGCACCUCCAAUAGCGUCCACAAUGACACGAAAAGUGUUCCAAAACGUGGACGCGUCAUUUUCUCAGGUAUUCAGCCAACAGGCAUACCGCAUCUAGGCAACUACCUAGGAGCACUCUCGAAUUGGGUCAAGCUCCAGCGGAAUGCAGACCCAGAAGACGAACUUUUCUUCUCAAUCGUCGGAUGGCAUGCCUUAACUCUCCCUCAAGAUCCUCAGGAACUCUCCGCAUCACGCAUGAACAUGCUUGCUACGUUGCUGGCAAUCGGAAUCGACCCCAAGCGCUCGGUAGUAUUUCAUCAAGAUGAUAAUCAAUGUCAUACAGAAUUGGCUUGGAUCUUGAGCUGUGUCACGCCAAUAGGGAAGCUACGGCGGAUGACAACCUGGAAGUCGCGCUUAGCCGAUUCUAGAAACGCUGGAUCCGACUCCGAAGUCGACGAGUCUUUGUUAAACGCGGGACUAUUCACAUAUCCCAUCUUACAAGCAGCCGACAUAAUGGCAUACAGAGCUACUCACAUUCCCGUCGGCGAAGAUCAAACACAACACUUGGAACUCUCACGUGAACUCGCGAACAUCUUCAAUCGGACUUUCGCAGCGAGAAAGCGCUUCUUUCCGAUUCCUACACAAGUCAACACUCCGUCUAGACGAAUACUCUCCCUCAGAGACCCCACAUCCAAGAUGUCCAAGUCCUCACCUGAUGUUCAAUCUCGGAUCCUGCUCACCGAUUCCACAUCAAAAAUCAAAUCCAAGAUUCAAGCAUCUGUGACAGACUCUAUCCUCGGAGUGACGUACGACCCCGUCAAUAGACCAGGGACCUCAAAUCUCUUGACUAUUCUUGCUGCUUGCACCGACGAGAGCCCAGAGGAAGUGGCGUCAAGAUAUGAAGGGAAGAGUCAUAGGGAGUUGAAGGCUGAUACUGCCGACGCCGUCGAGGAGCUACUGAAGGGGCCACGAGAAGACUUUGAGCGGAUACGGAACGAGAAGGGAUACUUAACAGAGAUAGCCAAACAAGGAGCUGACAGGGCUAGGGAACGCUCUAGCGCGACCUUGAAAGAAGUACGAACAAUGGUAGGCCUGUCUUAA
Messenger RNA from Laccaria bicolor S238N-H82, 1140 nucleotides. RefSeq lists its product as uncharacterized. Bases 1 to 1140 code for a protein of 379 amino acids. Gene Ontology annotation, biological process: mitochondrial tryptophanyl-tRNA aminoacylation. Gene Ontology annotation, molecular function: tryptophan-tRNA ligase activity; ATP binding. The record is from RefSeq and is a predicted model, not a curated record. Gene Ontology annotation, cellular component: mitochondrial matrix; mitochondrion. The transcript has 5 exons. Lineage: Eukaryota; Fungi; Basidiomycota; Agaricomycetes; Agaricales; Hydnangiaceae.